UUUUGUUAUUGAAAAUAACAUCUGCAUCUUUCAAACAAUACAAAUUUUUAUUAAUCAAUUAUUACAAGCUAAAGUAUUCGUUGAACAAAUUUGCUUGCGUAAAUUAGAUGAGAGUAUAUUUAAACAAGUUAUAAAUUGUUUAUUUCGUCAAGGCCCAAUUGAACUUGACAAAAAGAAGAAAACAUAUUUGAUACAGAAGAAGACUGUUAAAUUAAUAACUGUCAUGAGAUUGUCACAGUGGCAGGUGAUCUUUUAUUUGUAUUUUGCAAGUUGUACGUGUGUAAAUUCAAAUAAUAUUUAUUGAUUUAUGUAACUGCAUUAACAAAAUAUAUGUUUAUGUAUACAAUAUUUUUAAUAAUAUAACUUCAUCAACGUGCAAUGGAUAUGGGAUGCAAACAAUUUUCAAUUUUAAUUAUAUUCACUUUUUGUCUAACAUGUUGUGAACUAUAUAGAAGUCCUAUAAUCGGUGUGCAAGAGCGAUGUCCUAGACUAUAUUCACAAACUUUUACAGGAUGCAUACCAAGAGGAAAUCUAAGUGCAGGUGUUUUUGAAGAAAUUUUAGGCGCUAAUGAGCUGAAAAUGUGUGUGUUGGAAUGUUGUUUAAAAGAAAUUUGUAAUGUAGCAUUCAUGCACAACAAUAAAUGCUAUCAUAUAACAUGUACUAAUGACGAACUCUGUUUACCAACUUCCUCAACCAAUUUAAGUAUAUCAGAUAAACUUUAUUUAGUUUUAGUAAAGCCAGUGACUGAGGAUAAAUCGUGGGAGGACAUACUGAGGCAACAAGAUCUUUCUACUAAUCAAGAAGAUAAAGACAUUUUAAAUAUUUUGAAUGACAGAAAAAUAUUUGAAGAUGCUUUUAGAGAUCUACUAAAAGAAGAAGAAUAUGAGAGAGACAUGUAUUGUGAAGUUGGAAAUAAUUGUCUAGCUAACGAAGAGUGUGUUAGGCAUGCAAAAUCUAGAACAGGUAUCUGUCAGUGCAUUGAAGGAUAUAGUCGUAAUUCCAAAGGCGAUUGUAUUCCUACAUUUCCUGAAGAAACGACUCUUCAAGGCCUUCCUAGUCUUCUGUCAGAACGUAUUAUAGAUAUUGAUAACAAAUCAUUACCAGUAACUCCUAAAAUGGUCAUUGUGCAAGCUGAAUCAAAAGAAGUUAGAUUACCUGUCUCUGAAGUUAAUUUAGAUGCCAAAGUAUUGGAUGAUUCAAAUAGUAAAUACCAAUAUGAAUGGACUUCGCUCCAUCAACCUGAAGGUAGUACUGCUGUUAAGCAUCAAAACGAAGGGCAACUACAUCUAGAAAAGCUAACAGAAGGACUCUAUUCAUUCAAGGUUGCCGCAUCAAAUCCCACAUCUUAUGGUGAAUCUUUUGUAAACGUUACAGUAUUGCCAGCUAAGAGAAUAAAUAAACCACCAAAUAUUAUCAUAACUCCGGCCAAUCAGACAAUAAAACAACCAAAUUCAGCUGCUGUUUUGGAUGCUUCUUCUUCUACUGAUGACGAUGGCAUCAUUUCUUGGCACUGGGAAUUACAACAAGGACCAUUAGGAUACGAACCUCAACUGAAAGAUACUCCGACUCUACAACUAAACGAUCUUACAAAACCUGGAAAUUACACUUUCAAACUUACUGUAACAGAUACGGAUAAAGAAAUCAGUAGUCAAACAGCAAAUAUAACUGUUUUAGCUGGUACUGAUUAUCCACCAGAAGCCAAUGCAGGCGAAGACAAAAUAAUUUACCUUCCUCACAAUUCCAUAACAUUGAAUGGAAGUAUGAGCUUAGAUGAUCACGCAAUUACAACUUGGGAAUGGACAAAAUCUCCCGACGAUGCCAACAAAGCCGUCGAUAUGCAGGACACUCGAACUCCGAUUCUUAAAUUAUCGAAUUUGGAAGAAGGAAUUUACACUUUUAUUCUAAAAGUUACAGAUAGUGCAGGUCAAUCCAGUACAGCUCAGGUUCAUGUUUUUGUCAAACCACCAACUAACAAACCACCUGUAGCAAACGCUGGUCAAAAUAUCACUAUAAGUUUACCACAAACUUGGGCUGUUAUUGAUGCUUCAAACAGUACUGAUGACAACAAAAUAAUGGCUUUCAAAUGGGAACUUUUAGAAGGACCGUCAUCGGUAACGUUCGAAAAUUCUAAUUCCAGCAAAACCAACGUCACAGGACUCACCAAAGGAACGUACACGUUUAAAGUUAGCAUCACAGAUGAUAACAAUAAUGUUGCCAGCGAUAAAGUUUAUGUUAUUGUUAACCAAAAUAAAAAUCAAAAACCAACUGCUAACGCCGGACCAGAUUUUGAAGUGGAACUUCCUAAGAACAUAGUCACCUUAAACGGUUCGAAUUCGAAAGACGAUUGGGAAAUAGUCAAAUGGAAAUGGAUCAGAGACCCUAGUUCACUAGCUAUCGGUAAUAUCGCCGAAAAAACCGACGAAUCACCAAUAUUAAUCCUAACCGAUCUCGCUGUCGGUAAAUAUGUGUUUAAUCUAACAGUGUUUGACGAGCAAGGAUUGAGUGAUAGUGAUACGGUUACGUUGACUGUCAAAAAUGAUCCCAAGAUGUACCAUUUAGUUGAACUGACGGUGGAUUUGGACGCUAAAACUUUGACACAAGCUCAGUACGACUUGCUGACGGGAAAACUGGCUUUGUUGAUUAGGGAUGGAUUAAAAUUACAGAUUAGGAGCGUUCGUCCAUCAGAAGAAUCCGGAAAUGCUCUAAUAACUUUCUACGUAGACGAUUCCUCCGGGAAACCCGCACCAGCAAAUGACGUUGUGCAUUACUUGCGUCAGAAAUUACACGUGGAUGCCAGCCUUCUGGGAUUUUCUGUUGAAAAACUCCAAACGAGCAUAUGUCAGAAUAAUUGUUCAGGGCACGGAGUUUGCGAUGAACUUACUAGAAAAUGCAAAUGCGAAGCUUUCUGGAUGCAAGACAUGUUCAAAGUUUAUUUGAAAUAUCAGGAAGAUUCAGAUUGCAGUUGGAGUAUACUAUACGUGGUUUUGGGUUUGGUUUGCGGAGUUCUGACUUUUUUGGGGAUAUUAUGGGGAAUGGUGCAUUUAUGUUACACUUUUUGUACGAAAAGGGGAGUCAACACAAAACCCACAACUUAUAAGCUUAUUGCAGAUACCGAAGAUAUAUCACAAUUUGGAUCGAAGAAAAGCAACUUUUCUGAUAGCGACACCGAUUCGGAUGUAGUUUUCGAGUCCCGUUCGAAACCACCCCGUUUUUCCGAUACCAGAAACGGCCACAAACCGACGAGGAACGGAUACACAAAACAAGGCAGAAGAAUAAAAACUUAGUAUCAGUAUUUAAUAGGUAUUAUUACAAAGUUUAUCCCAAUGAUGUGAUGUAAUUUUUUUAAUUGUGAUUUUUCGUUUUAAUUUUAAAUCUACUACUAUGCUGCAACGUUGUACGGUGGUGUGCCACUUUUAGUCACAUAUUCAGGAUCAUUUUUUCCUAUUUUUUGAAAAAUUUUUGUUAUCAGCUUUUGAAAUUAAUCACAGGAUUAAAAUUUUAUUAACAAAACCACAGGGGAUAAGUUUUCACCGUCCACAUUGAUGUUUGGUAGGGGAGACUGGGAUUACAAUUAAUUUCGAAUUGAUCUAAAAUACGGAUACAACUGUUGAUUCAGUUACUCAUUUAUCCUGGACAUAAGAGAAAUUAUGCUGAAAAUUGGAUAUUUCUUUUUAAAUUAGUCAGGUCCGGGCUACCAAUAUGACAUCUUGAAAGUAGGAAUCAACAAAAUAGACAUCAAUUGAUACAGACCCGUUUGUUUGUUCUUUUUUUGGGGUAUUUAAAUUUUUUGGUGACACGUAACGAUUGAUUUCCAUCUGUAAACAGAGUUUUAACCCUCUAAAGCGGACUUAGAUUUCUUGCCACCUCUACUGACCUCUGAAAUUUUAUUCCUACAAUGUAGAGACUUUUAAGUAUUAAGUAUAUGGUACUAUAUUUAAAUUUUUAUUUCUGUAAAAUUUCAAAACUCUUCUUCUCUGAGGGAACAAUAUGAAAUGUCAAACAUAAUUUUUUUGGUUAGUUGUUCACAUUGUCUGGAAACUUGGAUUCAAAUUUCAAAAGUCUAAAACCCUUUAAUCAUUAAACAUUUUUGCCAAUUCAUUAUUAUUUCGUUAAAUUUAAUUAUAAAAAGUUCUGUUAACAUAUUCAGAGUCGUUGUUCGGAACACGGAAAAACUAUUUGAAGACAUAAAAAGUCAAAUAUUUAAUUCUAAUUUUAUUUAUUUUCAAUCUCUAUUAUCAAGAAUUCUUGCUAUUACUAUAUACAUAAUUUCUAUAUGUUUACUUUUUUUCUCCAUUUUAUCGGUUGCUGAGUAUUCUUUCAAGUUCUUUCCUUUUUUGUUUAAAUUUGGACUCUAUAUUAUAGAAAAGUCAGAAAAAAAACACUAUUAUCAUUAAUUUGUCUCAUUUGGUCCUCAACAGCAUUAUAAAUAUAAAAUUAUCCUUAAUUACUUUCUGCAUCUUUAAUUAUAUUUUGCUAACGUGAUUCUAUUAAUCCUUGAAAUGCACAAGGCCCCGGCAGGGCGGCGCGAGCACCAUCUGUUGAGCAGUCAUGACAACAAGGUAUCGGCCAUGUUGUUGAUGCGCUUCGUGAGAAAGAGGAGAAAGCUUUUAGCUUUUUUGAGGGGAUAUAGUGAGAAAUUGAGAUUUUUUUCAGAUAUAGAUAUCAAACUAAUAAAUUCAGGGUCUCAGAUCAUUUUUGACAAUUCGAUAUUUCCAGUUUUGUCAGAUUCAUUAUUUCCUUUGAGAAAAAUCUAAAAUCUUCUCUAUUAUAUUCAUGUUGUCAAUUUCAUCAGGAAUUUGGAUUGAUGGUCCGUGUAGAGUAGAUAUAAAAAAAGCAAUACGGUUAACUGUUGAUAGAAAUUUCACGCGCCCCACGACUCUGUCCUAUGAAUACAGUUCACUACAGCGCAAGUCACCAUUUUCAGUAAUUCUUUGAAAGAAUUAAAAGACGAAAGUAUGGUGCUAUGAUCACCCCGGUUUGUUAACAAAAAACGCAUCAACAAUAUGGCUGACGCCCAGUUAUCGUAUCUGAUUGUUAGAUGGCGCUCGAGUCGCAGUGGCAAAAAAUGCAGCAUUGUGCAUUGUAAGGGCGAGUUGACUUAUGGACCGUUGAGCUAGUAAAUAAGAGUAAAUUUGAAUAUGAUACCAAAGAAUUUCGGGGAAUAUUUUUAAUUAUUACACUUUCAAUUAAAAUUAGUGUAACAAUUUGAAUUCAAUUUUAAUCAACUUUUGUUUAUUGAACUUGAACAUAAUUUUCAUUGCUGAUCACUGAUCUAGGGAAAAGUUAAAAUUGAACAAUAAAAGUUUUGUUCUAACUUAAUUUAAAUUAUAUUAUUAGCUAAUGACAAUUAACUAAUAUUACAACGUUGUCGCAUGAUUAUUAAUGUGUUAAGUUUCCACUAAUUUUACCCAGAAAGUGUUUUUAUAUUGUAUUUUGACUGUAUGGAUAUAAAACGUGUAAAUUAUUGAAUUUUUAUUUAUGAAAAAUAAAUGUAUGUGACAAAAUA
Messenger RNA from Diorhabda carinulata, 5507 nucleotides. Its product is annotated as dyslexia-associated protein KIAA0319-like protein. Gene Ontology annotation, cellular component: plasma membrane; cytoplasmic vesicle. Gene Ontology annotation, molecular function: protein binding. NCBI's taxonomy places the organism in Eukaryota, Metazoa, Arthropoda, Insecta, Coleoptera, Chrysomelidae. The record is from RefSeq and is a predicted model, not a curated record. The coding region runs from base 379 to 3285 and encodes 968 amino acids. The transcript has 12 exons.